CCCGUCACAGACACACUCUGAGAUGCCAAGAAAGUCGCGCCUCACCGACACAGCUCUUCGAGUCGUCAGCGCUGAUCAGUGAGCAGCAGCGUCUCCGUGGCGCUCCCGUUCAUCGACGUUAGCCGGAGAGGUGUGAAAAGUCAGUGUCAUGACUGGAGCUGAGACUGAGGAUGAUAUUCCAUUAGGUGAAAGGAAGACUGUCACAGACUUCUGCUAUCUCCUGGACAAGUCCAAACAACUCUUCAAUGGGCUAAGAGACCUUCCUCAGUAUGGACACAAGCAGUGGCAAUCCUACUUUGGACGGACUUUUGAUGUCUACACUAAACUGUGGAAGUUUCAGCAGCAGCACAGGCAGGUUCUGGACAGUCGGUAUGGAUUGAAGAGAUGGCAGAUUGGGGAAGUUGCAUCCAAAAUUGGACAGCUUUACUACCACUACUACCUUCGUACCUCAGAAACAAGUUACCUGAAUGAGGCCUUUUCAUUCUACUCAGCCAUCCGCCAGCGAUCCUACUAUUUUCAGGUCAACAAAGAGGACAGGCCAGAAUUAGUAGUGAAGAAGCUUCGGUAUUAUGCUCGCUACAUAGUCGUCUGUUUACUGCUCAACAAGAUGGACCUAGUCAAAGUUUUGGUGAAGGAGUUAUCUGAGGAAAUCGAAGAUUACACACAGAGAUUCAACACAGAGGAUCAGCUGGAGUGGAACCUGGUUCUACAGGAAGUGGCAGCCUUUGUGGAGGCAGAUCCAGUGGUCGUCCUGAAUGACAACAACUCUGUGGUCGUCAUCAGCAAUCGGCUGCAGGAAGGAAGCGUUCCUCCACUGGAACAAGGCAUGGUGGUUGGGCAGCUCGUCCUUGCAGAUGCACUAAUCAUCGGCAACUGUAACAACCAGGUGAAGUUCAGUGAGUUGACCAUCGACAUGUUCCGUAUGCUUCAAGCUCUGGAGCGGGAACCUGUGAACCUGGCCACACAGACUUCCAAACAAGGAACGCUGGAGCCCAGUGAGAAACCAGCCAAACGAGAAAACCCUCACAAGUAUUUGCUGUACAAGCCGACGUUCAGCCAGCUGUUUACUUUCUUGUCUGCCUCUUUUAAGGAAUUACCUGCCAACAGCGUUCUGCUGGUUUACCUGUCAGCGACUGGAGUCUUUCCCACUGGUCAUUCAGACUAUGAAGGACCGUAUGAUUUUGGAGGAGUUCUAACUAACACAAAUCGAGAUGUGGUGAAUGGAGAGACGGUGCAGAAGAGGAAUCAAGCCCAGAAAGAAAUGCACUGCCUUCAUCCAGGAGACUUAUUCCCCUUCACCCGGAAGCCGCUCUUUGUCAUCGUGGAUUCUUCAAAUAGCACAGCCUACAAGAAUUUCACAAAUCUUUUUGGCCAGCCUCUGGUGUGUCUACUAUCCCCUACAGUGUAUCCCAAAAGUGUACAAGAUCAGUCUCAGCGUGGGAGUCUCUUCACUCUCUUCCUCUACAGCCCGCUCCUGGCUUUCUCCUCUGUCUGUGGUUUAAACAGUGUGCGACGAGGUCUGUGGGACAGGGCUCAAGAAUUUCUUCGCAAAGUCUACCGUGACAUCGGGCAGAUGAUAACUCGAUCAAGAACCAUAGAUCAAGCCUUUUUGCAAUUCUUUGGUGACGAGUUCCUGCGACUUCUGCUGAUCCGCUUCGUGUUCUGCUCCGCGGCUCUGAGGCUGCAUAAACUGUUCCGGGAGUCCCGGAGCUUCCCGGAGUCGUACCCUGAGCUGCCUAAACAGGACACAGUGGAGAGCAGCCUCCUACAGAAGCACGUCCUGGAGCUGGCCACCAUGCUGGAUGUGCAGAGCCUUUUUUGGGAUGAUUCACUGGAAGCCUACUAACAUCUUUGCAAAGGGCACAAUGGCACAU
This is a messenger RNA of Seriola dumerili (greater amberjack), 1874 nucleotides long. RefSeq names its product suppressor of cancer cell invasion (gene scai). Gene Ontology annotation, biological process: DNA-templated transcription. The record is from RefSeq and is a predicted model, not a curated record. The transcript has 17 exons. Gene Ontology annotation, molecular function: transcription corepressor activity. Lineage: Eukaryota; Metazoa; Chordata; Actinopteri; Carangiformes; Carangidae. Gene Ontology annotation, cellular component: nucleus. The coding region runs from base 149 to 1846 and encodes 565 amino acids.